Molecule: messenger RNA, 402 nt
Organism: Rotaria sp. Silwood1
Lineage: Eukaryota; Metazoa; Rotifera; Eurotatoria; Philodinida; Philodinidae
Source: the annotation of a GenBank genome assembly
AUGUUGACUAAUACACUACUUGCACCGAUUGGUAUAAGUCUCGUUUUUACAUCUGUCUCUCUUCUGAAAGGUCAAUCUUUUCGUGAAGCAAGAAUAAAAGUCAAAACUGACAUGCCACAAACUUUUCUUGCUGGCACAUGUUACUGGCCAUUUAUCUCAUUUAUUAACUUUCGGUUUAUACCGUUGGACUAUCGACCAUUUGUUGGAAGUCUUGCUGGAGCUAUAUGGAAUAUUUAUAUUUCUUCAGUUGCUAAUAAGACGGUGGAAAGUUCAAAUGACACUUCAAGGCCAUUAACAAGAACAACGACAACUGUCAUAGCUGAAAUAGGUGGAACGACAGUACCAGCAUUACGAGAGGCAUGGGAUAUCUUAGAUCAUAAUAAAAAAAACAGUAAUUCGUAG